AUGUUCGACAAACUACGCGAGAAAGUCCAAGAACUUAAGCUUUCUGACGUGAAGACUUCCGUGUCAGUGCCCAACGCUGAUGCUAUCACGCAACGAGACGUGUACCGUAACCGAUUCAACUACGGAGUGAACUUUGGUUCACUCUUUGUCCUGGAGAAAUACAUUUACGACUCGUUGUUUUCUGCAGGGGGUGAAACGGAACAAGAAGCGAUUGAGAACUUGGUGAAAACCAGUUCGGUCGACGAAGCGGCUAAGAAACUGUCGGAACACUAUGCUAGCUACGUGGGUCCUGAUGAUUGGAAAUGGCUUAAACAAGUUGCCAACGUAACAGCCAUCCGGCUUCCUGUGGGUUACUGGCAUGUUGGCAACGGUAAGUUCAUCACCAAAGACAUGCAAUUUCACGGGCUCCAAGACGUUUACCAAAAGGCCAAGCCUUGGGACCAUGUAAGGCGUAUUGUUAUGGACGCUGCAAGACACAACAUUGGUGUUUUGAUAGAUUUGCAUGCGCUGCCCGGCGGAGCCAACAAAGACGCACACAGCGGGGAAUCGAAUCAGGGUACCAAUAGAUCGUUUUUCGACAAGCAGAGUCUGGUCAAGUGUGUAGCAGACGAAUUACUUCCUUUCAUCGUGAAUGACCUGGCCAAGGAUUACGACAACGUCAUAGGAGUGCAAGUCGUGAACGAGGCUGCGUUCGACGAAAAGGCCACCAACGAAAAGAACUUCUACGCGAGGGCCAUCCAGAAUAUGAGUAAAAUCGAUCCCGCACUUCCAAUAGUGAUUUCUGAUGGGUGGUGGCCCGAGCAAUGGGCGGACUGGCUGAACGACAUCAAACAUGCAGACGACGUUGUCAUCGACUCACACGUUUACAGAUGCUUUUCGGAUCAGGAUAAAUGCAAGACUGCCAAUGAACUAACUGAUGAGCUGGACAAGACCGUAGACUUGCCUGCGGACAAGGCUGACUACAUGGUAGGCGAGUUUUCAUGUGUUCUGGAUGGUUCUACAUGGAGCAAGACCAAGUCCAGCAAAGACGAGUGUGUCAAGCACUACGGCAACAAGCAGGCUCAAGUUUUCCGGUCCAAAGCUCGCUGGGGUUGGUUCUUCUGGACUUACAAGUUCGAGCAUGGUGACGGUGGAGAAUGGGGGUUCGUACCCAUGAUCAACAAAGGGUGUCUACCCAAACGUGCCAACACGGACCCAGCCAUUGACGAGGGUAAACUCGCCAAGAUAAUCAAAGAACACACAGAUUACUGGAAUUCUAAAGGCGGUGACAACAGCGAACAUUGGAGAUUUGAAGACGGAUUGAGGACCGGAGCAGCAGAUAUCUUGGCAUUUAAUGGAUUCGACCAUUCCAGAAUUGGACGGGUUCACUAUUUCAAGAAUUCCAGAAGAGCUCAAUACAUACAAUUGAAAGGUGACAGCAAAAGUAUGUGGGAAUGGGACCAAGGCUACGACCGCGCCAUCACCGAAUUCAACUGGUGA
Messenger RNA from Lachancea mirantina, 1479 nucleotides. The record is from the annotation of a GenBank genome assembly. Lineage: Eukaryota; Fungi; Ascomycota; Saccharomycetes; Saccharomycetales; Saccharomycetaceae.